UCCCAUCACAAAACAUACUGUACGCAGAUUUUCAAUCUAUCCGAUCUUGAUUGCAAUUUUAGUAGCCAGUUUUUGCUGCUAAUUUCUGUGUUGAUUGUAGAAGAGAAUCAUGGCUGGAAAAGGCGAAGGGCCUGCAAUUGGAAUUGAUCUGGGCACGACAUACUCGUGCGUCGGCGUCUGGCAACACGAUCGUGUCGAAAUUAUUGCUAAUGAUCAAGGCAACCGGACGACGCCGUCUUAUGUGGCUUUCACAGACACCGAGCGUCUCAUCGGAGAUGCUGCUAAGAAUCAGGUCGCUAUGAACCCCGUCAAUACUGUCUUCGAUGCGAAGAGAUUGAUUGGGAGAAGGUUCAGCGAUUCAUCUGUUCAGAGUGACAUGAAAUUAUGGCCAUUCAAGGUCAUUGCUGGUGCUGGCGAUAAGCCCAUGAUUGUAGUCAAUUACAAGGGUGAGGAGAAGCAAUUUGCAGCCGAGGAGAUCUCCUCCAUGGUCCUCAACAAGAUGAAGGAGAUUGCCGAGGCUUAUCUUGGGACGUCAAUCAAGAAUGCUGUUGUUACAGUUCCUGCUUACUUCAAUGAUUCUCAGAGGCAGGCAACUAAGGAUGCUGGUGUUAUUUCAGGAUUAAAUGUGAUGCGAAUCAUCAAUGAACCUACGGCUGCUGCUAUUGCCUACGGUCUUGACAAGAAGGCAAGCAGUUCCGGUGAGAAGAACGUGCUCAUCUUUGAUCUUGGUGGUGGUACUUUUGAUGUUUCUCUGCUUACUAUUGAAGAGGGCAUUUUCGAGGUUAAGGCUACUGCUGGUGAUACUCACCUUGGUGGUGAGGAUUUUGACAAUAGAAUGGUUAAUCAUUUUGUUCAGGAGUUCAAGAGGAAGAACAAGAAGGAUAUCAGUGGGAAUCCAAGAGCUCUUAGGAGAUUGAGGACAGCUUGUGAGAGAGCAAAGAGGACUCUUUCAUCUACUGCUCAGACUACAAUUGAAAUUGAUUCUUUAUACGAGGGUAUUGAUUUCUACUCAACUAUUACUCGUGCCCGAUUUGAAGAGCUUAACAUGGAUUUGUUCAGAAAAUGUAUGGAGCCAGUUGAAAAGUGUCUAAGAGAUGCAAAGAUGGACAAGAGCUCAGUCCAUGAUGUUGUGCUUGUUGGUGGCUCAACUAGGAUUCCCAAAGUUCAGCAACUGUUGCAGGACUUUUUCAAUGGAAAGGAGCUCUGCAAGAGCAUUAACCCUGAUGAAGCUGUUGCCUAUGGUGCUGCAGUGCAAGCGGCUAUUUUGAGUGGUGAGGGCAAUGAGAAGGUGCAAGACCUUCUGCUCUUGGACGUUACACCUCUGUCCCAAGGUUUGGAGACUGCUGGAGGCGUCAUGACUGUUUUGAUUCCAAGAAACACUACAAUUCCGACUAAGAAGGAACAAGUAUUCUCUACAUACUCGGACAACCAACCUGGUGUUUUGAUCCAAGUCUACGAGGGUGAGAGAACCAGAACAAGAGACAACAAUUUGCUUGGCAAAUUUGAGCUUUCAGGCAUUCCUCCAGCUCCUAGAGGAGUUCCUCAAAUCAAUGUCUGCUUUGACAUUGAUGCCAAUGGAAUCUUGAAUGUCUCUGCAGAGGACAAGACAACUGGUCAGAAGAACAAGAUUACAAUCACCAACGACAAGGGAAGAUUGUCCAAGGAAGAAAUUGAGAAAAUGGUGCAAGAAGCUGAGAAAUACAAAGCUGAAGAUGAGGAGCAUAAAAAGAAGGUUGAGGCUAAGAAUGCUUUAGAGAACUAUGCUUACAACAUGAGGAACACCAUUAAGGAUGAGAAGAUCAGUUCCAAGCUUCCUGCUGCUGACAAGAAGAAAAUUGAGGAUGCAAUUGAGGGUGCUAUUCAAUGGUUGGAUGGGAACCAGCUUGCGGAGGCUGAUGAAUUUGAGGAUAAAAUGAAGGAGCUGGAAAGCAUCUGCAACCCGAUCAUUGCAAAAAUGUACCAGGGCGCUGGUGGCCCUGAUGAGUCUGGUGGGAUGGAUGAGGAUGCCCCAUCAGCUGGUGGGAGUGGUGCAGGCCCGAAGAUCGAAGAAGUUGAUUAAAUUGUAGAAAUGCAGAAAUGCUAGACUAGUAUAAUAGCUUAUGUAUGUUAUAGCCCAUGCUGGGGAACAGUUACACUCUUUUUUUUUAUACUACUACUCAAGUGGGGAUUUUAUAUUUUGUGGUUGGCCAACCGGGCGCAUUACUGCUGUUCCCUGGUGUAGGUGCUUCUUUCAACUCUUUAGUUGCUAUCGGAAGUUUCUUUCCGUCCUGCUUUUUGUGCUGGGUUUUUAUCCAUUACAACUGGGUUAUUAUUACUUUA
Molecule: messenger RNA, 2319 nt
Organism: Coffea eugenioides
Lineage: Eukaryota; Viridiplantae; Streptophyta; Magnoliopsida; Gentianales; Rubiaceae
Product: heat shock cognate 70 kDa protein 2-like
Exons: 2
Coding region: 110-2059 (649 amino acids)
Biological process (GO): protein refolding; cellular response to unfolded protein
Cellular component (GO): cytoplasm
Molecular function (GO): heat shock protein binding; ATP hydrolysis activity; ATP binding
Source: RefSeq, a predicted model, not a curated record